GGUCGACCUGUUCCUUUCGAAUUCGUCGUCUUCCGGUUAUAGCAUCGUUCGCGAGCAAUAAGUGAAUUUCGAAUAAAAGAAACAACGCGUCGACCAUCGUUGAGCAUGAUAUAGUGGAACGUUAGAAUUUGAAAUUGUCGGCGAUAUUGCCGUCUACGUUUUCUGUGCUAAUGACAAAUGGAAACGGUAGCAACACUUUUAGUGAUAAAGUGGACGGAGGCGACGAACGCGCAUUCGAAAUAAAUUGCGGUCAGGAAAUGUGAAACGAGAAAGGAUGCACUAGAAGAAAAUCAACUGGUGAGCGACGAGGAAACACGAAAACCAUGACCGGAUUGAAUAUCAAGAAACUACUGAAAAACAGAGUUCCUAUUCUGAAAUGGCUACCCUUGUAUAAAGCAAGCGACGCGUUGGGCGACCUAGUUGCUGGCCUGACAGUGGGCCUGACCUUAAUACCGCAGGCAAUCGCGUACGCUGGAUUGGCAGGGCUAACGCCACAGUACGGUCUUUACAGCGCGUUCGCCGGUAGCUUCGUGUACAUCAUUUUUGGUACCUGUCGUGAAGUCAAUAUUGGUCCAACCGCAUUGAUCUCUUUGUUGACGUACACGUACGCGAGAGGCAUUCCAGAGUACGCGAUUCUCCUGUGCUUUUUGUCAGGAUGUGUUACGGUCGUUCUCGGAAUCCUCCGGCUAGGCUUCCUGGUCGAGCUCGUUUCCAUACCUGUUGUCAGCGGGUUCACUUCAGCGGCCAGUGUCAUUAUCGCCUGCAGUCAAAUCAAAAAUUUGCUCGGUUUAAAAAUACACGGAGAAAGUUUCGUGGACCUUUGGAAGUUGUUGGCCAACAACGUGGGUCAGACCAGAAUACCUGACCUGAUCUUAUCCUGUUGUUGCAUUCUAAUUCUAUUGACCUUGAAGAAAGUGAAAGACCUGAAGGUCUCCAAUGAAAUUUUAAGAAAAUCAAUCUGGUUCCUAGGAACUGGUAGAAACGCUUUGGUCGUGAUCGUGUGCGCAGUAGUGUCGUACGUCUACGAGAUCUAUGGUGGAGCUCCGUUUGUCCUUACAGGACAUAUCGACGCGGGACUACCUUCCGUCGCGCCUCCGUCCUUUUCCAGAACUGUUGGUAACGGGACCGAGACUUUCCUCGACAUGUGCAAAAAUUUAGGCACUGGUAUCGUGAUCGUCCCUUUGAUCUCGAUCAUUGGAAAUGUGGCAAUCGCGAAAGCGUUCUCACGAGGACAGUCUCUGGACGCUACCCAAGAAAUGUUGACCCUUGGUUUAUGCAACAUCGCCGGUUCCUUUUUCCAAUCGAUGCCGGUUACCGGUUCUUUCUCUAGAAGCGCCGUAAAUAAUGCUUCGGGUGUAAGAACACCAUUCGGCGGCAUAUACACGGGUGUUCUAGUCAUUCUAGCUCUAAGUUUACUCACCCCGUACUUCUACUAUAUUCCAAAAGCCACCCUGAGUUCCGUAAUUGUUUGCGCGGUAAUAUUCAUGAUCGAGGUGCAAAUAAUUCGACCGAUUUGGAAAUGCAGUAAACGAGAUUUAAUACCGACUCUAGCAACGUUCCUCGCAUGCUUGUUCGCCGGUGUCGAGUUUGGGAUUUUAAUAGGGGUACUGAUUGAUCUGGCAAUAUUAAUUUAUUUCAACGCCAGGCCGACAAUAUAUAUCGAAUACAGAAAUACGCCUACGUUAAGUUACAUCCUCGUGCAGCCCAGUGCCGGUUUGCUUUUCCCAGCUGUGGAGUAUCUGAGGAUAUACUUGCUCGAGAACUUGGCUACCAACCAGCAUAAAUUACUGAGAACCUUCAAGAACUCGAACGUGGUCGUGUUAGAUUGCAAACACAUCGACAAAAUUGAUUUCACUGCGGCGCACGGAUUGAACAUGGUGAUGAGAGACUUCAAAGAGAAGAAUCAUAACUUGAUAAUGUUACGACCCUCCAAAGAAAUUUUACGAAGCAUUCAAUCGCUUUCCGAGGAACCUAUCAGAGUAGUCAAUACCGACGCCGAAAUGAUGGCUGCUUUGAAAGAAUGGAACACGAUCAAACGAACGCGAGAAAUCGGCGCAGAACUACUAGAUAUGUCCAAUGGAAAAACUGUCAUUGCUACCAAGAACGAACACACGAGUACGAAACUUUAAAAUCAUCGCGAAAUGUUAAUAAGUACAUAUUGGAAUUAGGAAAAGAAGACUACUGAAAAUUUCUGCCGGUUUAUCCCUAGCAGUUUUCCUCUUUAAUAGUAUAAUGAAAUUCGAGUUAUAAGACUAUCAACGAUAUCGUAUAAAAUCGUAAUGACUAUUAACGUGUAUUUAUGAUAUUUCAAUUAUAUGAUAAUUCGUACGUUUUUGUAACUUUUUAUAAAGAUAUAUGAAUCGAUCAGCAAUGACGUAGUUCAUAAGAAAUUACUUGCUUUUUCUAUUUCAAAAAGACUAUUGACACGUGCAUUUUUUAAUAGAGAUGAAAGAAUAAUACUGUGGUUAUAAAUGCAUAUCAGAAUAUGUUGAGGGAUUAUAGUAUAAUGUAUAUAUAUAUAUAACAUCUAUCAAGUACGGCAAGUUUACGUUUUAUUUUGUAAAAACUUGUAAGUCCUCGAAAAAUAAACUAUAUGAUAUUUCUUAACAAUAUAAGUAAUAUUUAAACAAAAAUAAAUCGCUCGGAUAUAUAUGUUAUAUAAAAAUCCUUUGCCUCAAAAUCAAAUUGAAACGAAGAAAUAAAUCGAAAAAAUAAAAAUGCGAAUGAAAUAAUCUGGACAACGUUGUCAUAAAAAUCAAAUUGUUCGAUACUAUUACCGUAUUAGAUCGCAUAGAACUAAUAUUAAUUAUAAGAUACUUAAACAUAACACGCAACGUUCUUUUUUUAAGAAACAAAGAAAAAGGAAAAGGAGAACGAGCGGAAAAUUUUCGUAACGCGAACUAAAUACUAAGUGGUCGUAAUACUUUCGAUCAUAGGAACUUAAAAAAGUGUUCUCCCGAGAAUUUUGCACUGAAAUACUGUGCGUUGCCGUUUCGCGCUUUUUACGCCCCGAAACAAGCGCUCGGAUUAUUCGUUAUUUAAAAAGUACAUAGAAUCCAAGUAACGAGUAACAUCGAUCUCUAUAGCAAUGUGGAUAUAAAUAU
This is a messenger RNA of Megachile rotundata (alfalfa leafcutting bee), 3104 nucleotides long. RefSeq names its product sodium-independent sulfate anion transporter. Gene Ontology annotation, biological process: transmembrane transport. NCBI's taxonomy places the organism in Eukaryota, Metazoa, Arthropoda, Insecta, Hymenoptera, Megachilidae. The record is from RefSeq and is a predicted model, not a curated record. Gene Ontology annotation, cellular component: membrane.